This is a messenger RNA of Leptidea sinapis, 552 nucleotides long. RefSeq lists its product as uncharacterized. Bases 1 to 552 code for a protein of 183 amino acids. The transcript has 2 exons. NCBI's taxonomy places the organism in Eukaryota, Metazoa, Arthropoda, Insecta, Lepidoptera, Pieridae. The record is from RefSeq and is a predicted model, not a curated record.
AUGUCGACAGACGAAUAUCAAUUGCAGGAUGUUUAUAGAUAUAAUAGAAAAUCAUUUAAGACUCGUCCAACUAAUAUUGAAAGUUAUAACGUUGAGAGCCGCCGGGAGAAUACCGAUGCAGUGGAUACUCAAACUGAACGUGUAAAAUUCGAUGCAGCUAAUUGCACCAAAUGUGACAAUGAUUCAGACGGAGAAAUUACAAGCAUAUUGCAUAAGAAAUGUCCAGUGAUCGCGUUGGCCCACCAACAGCUUCAGAGAUUAUUAGACGAGACUGACAAUUUGCUAUGUGACAACCCUCAAUGCUGCAGGUCUAUCUAUGACUUUUUCUGCAUAUGCAAGAGGGUACUAAGUCAAGAUAAAUACUGCAAAUAUUUUUUGAUUUUUAUGUCAAUUUUAUCAUUUCUAACUGGUUUAUUGCUUGGUGCAGCUUCGUGUGGUACACAUUUGCGCAAAUUUAACAGCCCAAUCCUCACUUGUAUUGAUGGCUACUUUGUCUCAGAUAGAUCUUCAUUAACUGAUAAUAAUGACUUUAUAUUUAGAGGAAUUGUAUGA